Passer montanus (Eurasian tree sparrow) is the source of this 1691-nucleotide messenger RNA. RefSeq names its product putative ciliary rootlet coiled-coil protein 2. The transcript is spliced from 5 exons. The record is from RefSeq and is a predicted model, not a curated record. NCBI's taxonomy places the organism in Eukaryota, Metazoa, Chordata, Aves, Passeriformes, Passeridae. Bases 279 to 1142 code for a protein of 287 amino acids.
UUACAUACAGAGCAAUAUACAAUAAUGCAUCAGCUAAUGUCCUCGCAGCUGGGGCAGAGCUGUCCCCUGUCCAGCACAAACAAAAACUAUUCUGGGCCGUGACCUGCCACAAACCUCAGCCCACGCGCGACAAUUACAGUGUCACCAGAAGCGCCACCGCCACAUCCCGGCACGGCCACCGCCAGAGCAGGUCCGACUGUCCUCUCCUGUUCCCUCCGUCCCCUCCUGUCCCCUUUGGUCCCCUCCUGUCCAUUCCUGUCCCCUCUGUCCCCUCCGGCAUGGACCCCGCGGUGCCCAGGGCCACGCUGAAGGUGCUGGCGCUGUGCGCGGCGCUGCUGGUGCUGGUGGCGGCGGUGACAGUGGCGGUGGCGGUGUCGCUGUGGCGCUCCGAGGCGCUGGGGCAGCUGCAGGGCUGCCGGGAGCGGGCAGUGAACGAGAGCCGGGAGCUCGGGACCCACCUGGGGGAGCUGGAACGGGACCGGGAGCGGCUGCGGAGCGACGGGGACACGCUGCGCCGAGAGCUGGCACGGGCACAAGGGGACAGCGCCAGGGACAAUGCCAGCCUCGUGUCCUGCCGGGAGCGCGCGGCCAGGCUGGAGGCCAAUGUCACCGCGCUGGGGAACGAGCUGGUGGCGCUGCGGCGGGAGCGGGCCGAGCUGGCCGGUGACAAAGUGACGCUGCAAGAGGAGGUGGCGCGGGGCGCGGAGCAGGCGCGGGGGCUCCGGCGGCGGCUGCAGGAGGCGCUGGAGCAGCAGCGGGAGCUGUGGGAGCGCCGGGAGCGCUGCGAGGGGCGACAGCGGGAGCUGCAGGACAGCCUCCGGGACUACGCGGCCGAGCUGGAGGCGCUGCGGCGGCGGGCCCGGGACAGAGGCAGCGGGCGCAGGUGUCCCCCGGGUCACCGGGCAGCAGGGCCCGUGCGGGACUCACUGCCCGUCCCUCCACCCUUGCAGGAAGGGCUGAGGUCCGCAGCCCCCCCGGCCUCCCCAGCGAGCGCCACAUCCCCGUUGUCGCAGUGUCCCCAGCGCUGCCACCUGCGGGGCUGGCCCAGCCCCGGAGAAUCCAGCGCAGCGCGGGAGCUGUGGGGGUGGGAGAUGGUCCUGAUCCCAUUGAUCCCCGAUCCCAUUGACCCUGCAUCCCACUGAUCCCAUUGAUACCCGACCCCAUUGAUACCCAAUCCCAUCAAUCCUUAAUCCCAUUGAUCCCAUCGAUCCCUGAUACCACCAAGAUUCCCGAUCCUAUUGAUCCCUGAUCCCAUUGAUCACAGACCCCACUGAUCCCUGAUCCCACUGUGAUCCCUGAUCCUAUUGACCCCAUUGAUCCCCGAUUCCAUUGAUCCCUGACCUGUUGAUUCCAUUGAUCCCUGAUCCCUGGCCCCACAGGGUCCCAAUCCCAUCCCAUGUCCUGAUCCCAUCCUGUGUCCUGAUCCCAACCUCAAUCCCGAUCCCAUCCCAAUCCCACUGCGCCCCGACCCCUUAGUGCUGCCACCCCGUGUCCCUGUCCCGCCGUGUCCCCAUCCCGUGUCCCAGCUGGACAGGGGACACAGGGGUCCCUUCUCCACUUUUUUGGGGCAGUUUCGGCUCAUCCUGGGCACAGAUUUCCCUGAAAUCCCCUCUGGGGGCUCCGGCCAUAUCCACAGCACUCCAGAACCCGGGAACAGCGGGAAUUUGGGGGAUUUUGGGAACACUGGGCAA